AUGCCGGUCUACGCAUACUACUCCCAGAUGAUGCUCAUUCGCAAAGAAAAAUCGAUCGGAUCCUUCUCCAUCUACGUCUGCGCCAUUCUGCUCAUCUCAAACAUACUGAGAAUCUUCUUCUGGCUGACCAUCGGAUACGCAGUCAAUCUUCUCUUCCAGUCCAUCUUCGUCAUCGCAAUCAUGAUCAUAGCGUCAAGGAAACCAGCUUCAUCAAAAGGUUUUGGAAGUGGGAAACCUAUGAAGAAUAUAGCGAUAGGCUUUCUAUCGAUGAGCAUCGAGGCUACUCUAGGCUUCCCGCAGCUUAUUUCUAACCUGAAGACGAAAAGCGUGAAGGGUCUCAGCUACACGAUGAUCGGUAUGUGGUUUUUGGGAGAUUUCGCGAAGACUGUAUACUUUGUGACCGAGAGAUCAACAGCCACAGGCAGUGUGGGUGCUCCAGAGCUUCCAGGUGUUUCCUCCCCAACCGUAGACCUUAAUGGCGCAGUUCAAGUUGGCAUUUGGGUCACAAGGGGCCUUUCCUCGCUGCAUUGUCCCAGUUGA
Molecule: messenger RNA, 540 nt
Organism: Nymphaea colorata (pocket water lily)
Lineage: Eukaryota; Viridiplantae; Streptophyta; Magnoliopsida; Nymphaeales; Nymphaeaceae
Exons: 4
Coding region: 1-540 (179 amino acids)
Biological process (GO): retrograde transport, endosome to Golgi; phospholipid translocation
Cellular component (GO): trans-Golgi network; endosome
Source: RefSeq, a predicted model, not a curated record